Molecule: messenger RNA, 1382 nt
Organism: Striga asiatica
Lineage: Eukaryota; Viridiplantae; Streptophyta; Magnoliopsida; Lamiales; Orobanchaceae
Source: the annotation of a GenBank genome assembly
AUGGAAUCAAAGGAGGUUCAUUCCACAUCUAAAUCUAGUGAUGAUCAAACUCAAUCUGGUCCAAUAGAAGGUGAUUGCUCGAUCACCCGCGAGGUCGCAGUAGAGUUAAGUCCAUCAGAAAUGACGGGGGGUGGUCCAAUAGAAGGUGAUUGCUCGAUCACCCGGGAGGCAGUAACAGUAGAGAUAAGUCCAUCGGCAGUGACGGAGCGUGCCUACGCCGAGCCCGCGCCACGUUGGAAUUCUAUCCCCCAGGGCGAGAUUUUGGUUGUCAACUUCAUAACAAAAAAUAAGGGUGAAAGACAGUUAGGCACGGUACCUAAAAUGGAAGCAAUUUGCUCGAUUUGCUUUAGAUUCUUUGAGAAAUAUGCAAUUGCGUUCAAGACAAAAUGCAACUGUGAAAUGAACUUAGUACACGAAAAAUGCGGUUCCAAGUUCUCUGAAGAAAAGGAAAAUUGUAGUCUUUGUGACAUUGAAAUUGGGCAGUGCAUGCCCGUAGUUCUUUCACCAGAAGGAGAAGAAGAUCCACUGGCAAUCCUUGAAACAAAUCCCUUGGGUCCAAUAGAAGGUGAUUGCUCAAUCACCCAGGAGGCCGCAGUAGAGUUGAGUCCAUCAGCAGUGACGGUGCCUGCCUUCGCCGAGCCCGCGCCACGUUGGAAUUCUAUCCCCCAGGGCGAGGUUUUGGUUGUCAACUUCAUAACAAAAAAUAAGGGUGAAAGACAGUUAGACACGGUACCUAAAAUGGAAGCAAUUUGCUCGAUGUGCUAUAGAUUCUUUGAGAAAUAUGCAAUUGCGUUCAAGACAAAAUGCAACUGUGAAAUGAACUUAGUACACGAAAAAUGCGGUUCCAAGUUUUCUGAAGAAAAGGAAAAUUGUAGUCUUUGUGACACUGAAAUUGGGCAGUGCAUGCCCGUAGUUCUUUCACCAUAAGGAGAAGAAGAUCCACUGGCAAUCCUUGAAACAAAUCCGUUGGUGGGUGAGAAGCUCUUUGGCGCAUAUUUAAAACUCUAAACAACAAUGACCAACGAACCAAGUAUGAAGACCACAUGAUCAAUUUCCCGCUUGAAUAAACAUCAUUACCUUGUUUGGCACUUCUUAAAUUUGACUAUUGAACACUACUUUCCUGUAAUGUCAUUUUAUUGUUACUUCAAAAUCUUUUGUUAUGGUACUUUUCUCUUAAAAAAAAUUAAGCCAACGCAUCCUUCUUCCCUUCUCCGAAAUGUGCACUUCAUAAACAGUCACGGAACUUUAUGGACUUUUGACAAAGUGUAGUUUCAUUUUUCUCGUUGAUAAUUGUGCUCUAGAGACAAACAUAUAAAAAACAAUUAAAAAAUUAUACGUAAAUGGAUGUACACAAGACAAGAUAUGUAGCGUCCUGUUUGAAU